Ahaetulla prasina is the source of this 3729-nucleotide messenger RNA. RefSeq names its product ADP ribosylation factor like GTPase 4C (gene ARL4C). The transcript has a single exon. Gene Ontology annotation, biological process: endocytic recycling; intracellular protein transport. Gene Ontology annotation, molecular function: GTPase activity; GTP binding. NCBI's taxonomy places the organism in Eukaryota, Metazoa, Chordata, Lepidosauria, Squamata, Colubridae. Gene Ontology annotation, cellular component: cytoplasm. The record is from RefSeq and is a predicted model, not a curated record. Bases 556 to 1134 code for a protein of 192 amino acids.
GGUCCUAUUGGAGCUUCCUCCCAGGCAGAUCGCAGGGGGAGGAGGCUCUCUCUCGCCAGAAGGUGGGCCUAAAAGGAGGGCGCCACUUCCUGCCUGAAAAUGAAUGAGUCCACGGGGAAGGAGGUAGUUCCCCUCUUGAUCAAUUCAUCUGAACAGUUGAUCCAGGAGAAAACCCAGCUCUUUUUCUAUCCAGGCGAAAAAUAGCAAAGAUUUGCACGGAGAACCACCUUUGUUCUGCAGUUCUGAACAACUUGCCUUUGCAACCUCGAAGUUGCCUUUGCUGCUCGGUCCUCAUUCCAGGCGGCGCGAUCACGGCAAUCGUGGGCUGCUUGAGCUGAUCUCCAUUGCUUCCCCACCCCCUCUUCUGUCUCGCGCUUUCUGUCUUGUAAGAUCCGGAUUGUUCCUGAUCUCCAACGACGUAUCUGGAAUAGUUUCUGCGGGUGAGUGUGCAUUUUAAAAUCACAACCUAAUCAGGAUCUAAUACCGACUAACAAGGUAAAGGGCUUAAACGGAAUCAGCAAAGAUUUUUCUGCUGCUGAGUCAUCCAUCAAUACCAUGGGAAACAUUUCAUCCAAUAUCUCUGCCUUUCAGUCUCUGCACAUUGUCAUGCUGGGUCUGGAUUCUGCAGGCAAAACUACAGUGCUCUACAGGCUUAAAUUCAACGAAUUUGUUAACACGGUGCCUACCAUUGGCUUCAACACUGAAAAAAUCAAGCUAAGCAAUGGAACUGCAAAGGGCAUCAGCUGCCAUUUUUGGGAUGUAGGUGGGCAAGAGAAACUGAGGCCUCUGUGGAAAUCCUAUAGUCGUUGUACUGAUGGUAUCAUUUAUGUGGUGGACUCUGUUGAUGUGGACAGGCUAGAAGAAGCCAAAACAGAGCUGCACAAAGUCACCAAGUUUGCAGAGAAUCAAGGCACUCCCUUGUUAGUGAUUGCCAACAAGCAAGACCUGCCAAAAUCUUUGCCCGUGACAGAAAUAGAAAAACAGUUGGCUCUUCAUGAGCUAACUCCAUCCACCACUUACCAUAUACAACCAGCCUGUGCGAUCAUUGGUGAGGGUCUCACAGAAGGUAUGGACAAACUCUAUGAGAUGAUUCUCAAGCGCAGAAAAUCCUUAAAACAGAAAAGGAAACGAUAGGCAAGAACAAACUGCAUUCCAUUAGAUCAUAGUCUGACUUGCUAGCUUGAAGUAGUUAAAAGUAGCAGUCAGAUGCCCUUUUAUAUUAUUUUCCAUAGUAUCAGAGUGUCCUUCAAAUAUGCUGAUUUUUUACAAGUUCAGAUGAUAACAUUAUGCUGACUACCAUUUGGGAUGCUGGUCAGAUGUAUGCAUGCCAGCCUAUCACUUCCAUCCUGCUCUCAGGCCCCAUGAGCCAGUGGGAUAAGAGAAGGCCUCUUCGUAAUAUUCUAGGACUAGAAGGCAGGCAAGCAGAAACUUUUCCUAUCAGUUGCUUCUGACCUUGUGAACUUCAAAUAUGCAAGAGGCUCCCCUCAUUCUUUGGACAAUUCCUGUUUUUUAAAUAUAUAUAGCUAACGGGAGAAACUACACUGGGAGAGAAAAAUCAUAAAGCUUGAUAUGUCAGGGCAGGUCCCUGUUCUAUUCAGAUUAAGAUUUGUCAAAUGUACUUGUGGCUAUUAUCAAGAUCAGCAAAUAUGUAAUAGCUGAACGAAUGAGGCUGGGCUACUUCCUGGAGUAAUUUUUAUGUGUUUGGAGGGAAGUAACUUGUGUUCCCUGUCAUUUUGUUGAGUGUAAGGAUAUACAUAGUGGGUGGACUGUUCUUUUUCUUUUUUUCCCCUGUAUUGUCUUUUGGAUAGGUUUUUAAAAUUGGGUAGAGGGCUGUGUGUGUUAUCAUGUAUUCCUAUAUUAAAAAACGAAGUUGGUGGUGUGCUGAUGCACUUGAAUUAAAAAAUGUGAGCUGCUUGGAUCAUUUGUGACCAGUAGCUGCCUCUUGGUGCUGCUUUAUAAGCAUUACAUUAGAAAACGUCUUUUCAUAAGCCUAGACACUGUAGCAAUAACCACUAAACAACUUUUUUAAAAAUACCACGUCCUUGUAACUUUGAACUGUAGCCAUAUUGUGUUUCCAACAUUUAAUCUAACCAGACAAUCUGACUCAUAAUUCAAUUUAUUACUUUAUAAUUAGAUGGCUUUCAUAAUCCAAAGGAUUGCAACUGUGAAUAGCAGUGAAGGAAAAUUCAGAUUUGGGCUGUGGUGUAGAAGAUGUAGAACCAAAAGGACAAUCUGAACUUUCUGCUGAGAAAAAUCCCCAGUCUAAUAAAUUAACAUUCCUUCCUGUUUAAAUCCAUGGUUUACUGUUGUGAUUGUCAAGAAUAUAGUAAGAAGUAAACAUUAACAACACGUUAAUAUUAAUUUUAAAAGUACAGGAAAAUUGACAUUCUUUAUGAAUACUUGCAGUAAUAAUGCAAUCUGUACGUGUCUACCCAGUUGAAUUAUAUCCAACUACUUACAUUUAUUAGGAAUUAACCGUUUUAUGUUAUAUAAUAAAAAUAAAAGCAAACCUCAUUUAUAGUAUUUAUUUGUGAAUAAGGAUGUAUAGAUCAAGCUCUAAGGCUAAAGUCUUACAUAGGCUUAUUUGGGAGCAAUAUCUAUUGAACAUGGACUUAGUUUUAAUUGAGUCAAUAAUAUUGACCUUGGAAAAAACCCCAUUUCUAGAAAGAACAACAGAAAAAUAUAAGCUUACAUUUCAAAACAAAUUCCAAUUAGUUGAUUUUUUUAUUAGCAUUUUUCAUUUUUCUAUUAGUUCUUAUAGGCAACCCUUUUUUUAAGAAUGCAAUGACCUCUCUCUUCCAGCUAUAUUAUACUAGAUUAUUAUCAGAAACCAGAGCUGCUGCUACUUUUUUCUUUGCCUUUUUAUAUUUAAUACAGCUUCAGUUAUUGAAUAUUUGUCAUGCAGCUGUGAAAAGUACAGAAAUCCUGCAUGAUACUGGCAUCUGCUGCAAUUCAGUUUCUUUACAUGCUUGAGGAAUUUAUUUACAUGAAUGGAGAGUUUUCACUAAUCCCCAGAGUGGGCUGGUCCCAUUGUUUAAAAAGCAUUGCUUUUUAAAUGGUUAAUUUUUUCCACUUACAAUUCUCUCAGGCAUGUUUGUUAUUUCAUACUGGAAAAAGAAAGCGAAAGAAUAUAUUUAAUCCAAUUUUGAAGCUAAAUGCUGUAAAUUUUACAAUAUGGUUUAGGAAUGAAUUGCUGUUCAUAAUCAAAUUGUAUCAGAAGGGAGAGAUAGUUUUGGAUUCUUUUUUAUUCACAAAAUGUAUUUCUUGCAAAUAUUAGAAAAACAAAAUUUAUUCUGCUUUGUCAGAUCAAGUUGUACAGGUGUUAAAUUACUGCAGUUAAGCCUUGCCAGACAUACUAGGUAUUAAAUAUGCUAGUCUCUUUAGUGGAUUAAUUUUGGUAGCACAGAAAUAUGGAUCAUUUUGAGUUACACACAGUUAGAAACACUGCCAUGCAUAUUAUUUUUAAAGUCAGACUUUCUUGUACUCUUCAAAAAUAUUCCUGGCUAGUAUCUUUAUGAAUUAUCUGAGCAAAAGAGAAUACCUGAAGAUAUAUCAUGGUUUAAAAUGUUGCUUUUAAGGUAUUGUGUAAGCCUCAUUUCUAAGGCAGAUUUGUCCUAGUUUAAAUAUUUUGUUCUCUUCAAUAAUGUUUGUGGAGAAUGUUAUCAAAUGCUACAAGACACUAGUCUCAUUUUCUUCAUGAUGCACCAAUUAAAGUAUUCCAACAAAAUA